AUGAGCGCUCUCCUUGGAGACGCGCUUUGCUGCUACUUGAUUACAGAAUCUGAAGGACAAACAAACCCAGUCUUUAAGGACUACCUCCCUGGUUCUUCUGACCUGCCGGAGCAGGACAAGCCUGCUGAGCCUGCAGACCCGUGGAAGCAAGACUCACACACGCAUAAUUUACCACCUGGACUGGAAUACCUGAACCAGCUUGACCGGAUCAUUAUUCAUCAGCAGGUGGAGCUCCUUGAAGCCAUACUUGGCACAGAGACCUGCAGCAAAUAUGAGAUAAAAAACCAUUUGGGACAAAGAGUUUACUUUGCAGUGGAAGAAAAUGGUUGCUUCAAUCGUAACUUGUGUUCACCUAUAAGGUCUUUCACCAUAAGGAUUGCUGAUAACUCUGGCCGAGAGGUGAUUACAGUGAACAGACCCUUGAGAUGCAACAGCUGCUGGUUCCCUUGCUUCCUGCAAGAGUUAGAAGUUCAGUCCCCACCAGGUACAGUAGCUGGUUACGUUGUACAGAACUGGGACCCAUUUCUGCCUAAGUUUACAAUACAGAAUGAAAGUAAAGAAGAUGUACUAAAAAUAAUUGGCCCUUAUGCAACUUGUGGCUGUUUUGAAGAUGUUGACUUUGAGGUAAAAGCCCUCAAUGAAAUGUCAACGAUUGGCAAAAUUUCCAAGUACUGGUCUGGAUUUGUAAACAAUGUCUUUACCAACACUGCCAACUUUGGGAUCCAGGUUCCAGUAGAUCUUGACGUGAAAAUCAAGGCAGUGAUGAUCGGUGCAUGCUUUCUCAUCGACUUAAUGUUCUUUGAAAACUCUCUGGAUGGCUUAUAACAAGAUGACAGAAACAAUAAAAUAUGCAGAAUGUGUUUCAAAAUCUCUUGAGCUUUGGACAUGAUUUUGAACUGCACAAAUCCUUGUUCCUUAUAGGAAAAGAAAGGGAGCUAAUGAUGCUGUUUAUUAAAAUAUAUCUCUUGUAAAUAAUAAUUUCCCACUUAUAUUUUACAUGCGUUGUAGCUAAACAUAUACUUUUCCCACAGAGCACUGUUCCUUUGGAACAGUGCUAUUCUCUUCUUUCUCUUUUGAUCUUCCUGCAUGGGAAAUCAUGAAAGAUUAGACGAAGGCUUGCAGCGUCACUGAUGAAAGUCUCUGUUUAAAGAACUCUUUGAUGCUCUGUGAGUGCUGGUACCAGUUACUAACCACAUGAGGGUGUGUUGUGAGGGAUUUGGUUUAGCUUUUUCAUAAUUUUAGAAGUCAUUUUCUGAUUUGUUAUUUAAUUAAUAGUAACAAACUGAGUUUGAAAGCAACAAAUAUAAAGACAUCACCCAAUGGGAAGUUCAAGAUGGUAUCUAUUUCAGUGAGUUGAAAGGAGGGAAGUGAUGUUUGCUUGCAAUUUAUUUUAUGGCAAAGAUUUAUUUAAUGAGCUGUGGCCAGAAAUUAGGCUUCCAAUAGUAGAUGGGGGAACUUAAACUCCAUUCAGAAAAUGUGGACUUUUGCUGCCUGUGUUGAAGGCAGGCAGUGUGGUUUGAGAGAGUCCCCUAUGUGCACACGAAUCACUUAACUUUUGACCUAUCUAAUGUGAAGCAUUUGUGCUCAUAUCCACUCAAGAAUUUCAUUAAAAGGUUUUUUUUUUU
Meleagris gallopavo (turkey) is the source of this 1625-nucleotide messenger RNA. It is a transcript of the gene PLSCR5, whose product is annotated as phospholipid scramblase family member 5. Gene Ontology annotation, biological process: plasma membrane phospholipid scrambling. Gene Ontology annotation, molecular function: phospholipid scramblase activity. Gene Ontology annotation, cellular component: plasma membrane. The record is from RefSeq and is a predicted model, not a curated record. NCBI's taxonomy places the organism in Eukaryota, Metazoa, Chordata, Aves, Galliformes, Phasianidae.